UGCGGAACUUAUGACGUGCGAAAUGUUUCUGGUCGGAGCGUUAUAACCUAGUGUCGUUCCCUCCACAUGGUAGUGCGCUCAUCGUCUGUCACCGAUAGUAAACAAGUAGCAACCCCUGGAGAACUCCCUCAGUCCCUGUCAAUUGAUCAGAGAUGACUUCGGCCGACGACAGCGAUGAUGACUGGGAUGAGUUUAUGGACAAAUUUACGAAAGAAAGAUACAAAAAUGGUUUUAGCGAAGGCAAUUGGGAAGAGGAGAUGGAGAAAAUACCAUUGUUCAUGACGAAAGCCCCAGAAGAAAUUGACCCUAAAACGCAUCCGCAAUUGGCUUGUCUUCAGGCCCUUAUCCACGAUGAAGACAGGACUCCCGAGGAAAAAGCAGUCAGUCUGAAAAAUGAAGGAAACGCAUAUUUUCAAGAGAAAAAAUAUGAAAAGGCAGUGGUGGCAUACACAGAAGGUUUGAAGGCGAACUGGGAAGACCAGGUCAACAACACUGUUCUACUCACCAAUCGAGCUGCUGCACAAUAUUAUCUCGGUAACAUGCGCUCUGCCUUGAAAGAUUCAUGUGCUGCACUGAAGAUCAAACCAGACCAUCUUAAAGCAUUGAUCAGAGGAGCUCAGUGUUGCAUGGAGAUUCGUAGCUUUCCAGAGGCCAUCCGGUGGUGCGACAGGGGGCUCAAGAUGCACCCUGGUGAUAAAAAGCUAACAGAGUUGAGGUCGGCAGCAGACAAACACAAGAGAGAGGCAGAGAGGGAUGCCCGGAAGGCAAUGGCCAAAGAAAAAAAGGAGCAAGGCGAAAGACAAAGACUACUAUCAGCCAUGACAGAGCGCGGCAUCAAGCUCCGCCUGCCAAAGAGGCGUGGCUCUGAAGACGAGGACGAGGAGCAGGGUCAGGGGCCAGCUCUGGACCAACUCACCCAGGACGCCACCGGGGCCCGCGUGUUCCUGGACGACCAGGGCGCCCUGAACUGGCCCGUCCUCCUCCUCUACCCAGAACACCAGCAAAGUGACUUCAUAUCAGCCUUUUGCGAGGCCUCAUGCUUCAUAGACCACUUGGCAGUGAUGUUCGGCGAGGAACUUCCCCCGUGGGACAAAGACAGGAAGUACCUCCCUCAAAACCUGCAGUUGUUCUUUGAAGAUGAGGAGAUGGAGGUCUUGUACCAGGUGGUACCAGACAUGUCUCUUUUGAAAGUGUUGCAGCAUAAAAGAUUUUUUGUAAAAGCCGGCUCCCCCAGCUUUAUUGUAUUGGUCCAAGGAUCGCCCUUCUCCAAAAAGUAUUUAUCAGAGAAGACACUAAAGCGUUGGUGAAGGCCUUGUCCUUUCAGUCCGCCACCUGACCGGGUUGCUAAAAUCCACGUCUUUGUAUCCACUUAAAACAAAUGACAGUCUGGCUCACUGCACCCAGACAGUGUUUUUAUAUAAUACAGUCUCAACCACACCCCAAUAAAGGCAGAAUGUACAACUCUUCCUGUUCCGUUUCAUUUUAAAUAAAAGCAUGACAACUUGAAACUA
Gadus macrocephalus (Pacific cod) is the source of this 1511-nucleotide messenger RNA. It is a transcript of the gene ttc4, whose product is annotated as tetratricopeptide repeat domain 4. The record is from RefSeq and is a predicted model, not a curated record. Bases 153 to 1307 code for a protein of 384 amino acids. NCBI's taxonomy places the organism in Eukaryota, Metazoa, Chordata, Actinopteri, Gadiformes, Gadidae. The transcript is spliced from 11 exons. Gene Ontology annotation, molecular function: Hsp90 protein binding.